CUGUUCUGUGGAGCAGCUGCAAUACCGACAGCCACCUUGAGCCACUACUUACUCGUGCAUUGGUUCAAAUAAUAGACAGGGGAGAACAAUACCGUAGCUAAUACCUUGUUUCAGUCGCAAAUUUGGAUCCACAUUCUUUUGCAAGGGACGGCACUGUUAAUCACAGAAAACACAGCGACGUUUUAAAAAGUGCAGCACUGGACACACGUGAAAGCAAAAACUGGCGAACAAAAGGGUAAAGCGUUUGUGGUAAUCACCUUUCUGUGGUUAGAUGGUACCUCCCCCUGGAUGAUUCAGUUAUAUUUCUACCUUUUGCAGCUGGUUGCUGAGUGAAAUAGAUUUAUGAUAGGGAGCAUGGAGUUUUCAAGUGGUUGAACUAUUAAACUAAGUUUUGUGAAAGCUACGUUUGUUUUUUUUGCUAGCAAAAACGAAACAAAAAAACAAACCCGGUUUCGUAUGUUUUGCCUCCCGGGACCUGUGAUCUGUAAGGAAGGAUCAGGAUGAGGAAGCCGAAAAUCUGCAGGCUGGUUUUGGCUACAUGUUUCGGGUCUUUUGUCCUUGUGAUUUUUUACUUCCAAAGUAAUUCAAACCCAGCUGCAGAACAAGGGAAUCUUUGGAACGGCUGGCAAGGGAAAGCUGGGAGAAGUCCACUCCAGACCCUCUAUGACAGUGACCAGGGAUGUGAAGAGAAUCACUCCAGGAAUCAAAACCUGCUCUUCCAUGCGUUUGAGCUAUCGGCUGCCCAAGUGACCCACCAGAGCCGGCGAGACCUGCUGGAAAGGACCUGCCAGACCUACACCAGGAAAAGGCGAGUGCUGACCCCCGACGACCUCAAACACCUCAUCGUGGACGACCGCCAUGGGCUUCUGUACUGCUACGUUCCCAAGGUGGCCUGCACCAACUGGAAACGUGUCCUGAUGGUGCUGACAGGUGACGGCAAGUACCGGGAUCCCCUGAAAAUCCCUGCCAAUGAGGCCCACGUUCCCUCGAACCUGCGCACGCUUUCAGAGUACAGCACCUCAGAGAUCAACCACAGGCUGAGGAACUACCUCAAAUUCGCGUUCGUCCGAGAGCCGUUUGAGCGCCUGGUUUCGGCCUACCGCAACAAGUUCACCCGGAAGUACAAUACAGCCUUCCACAAGCGUUACGGGACCAAGAUUGUCAAGCGACACCGGCCAGACCCCAGUGACGAGGCUCUGGAGCACGGGGACGACGUGUCUUUUGAGGAGUUUGUGUACUACCUGGUGGAUCCCCACACCCAGCGUGAGGAGCCCUUCAACGAGCACUGGGAGAGGGUGCACUCGCUCUGCCACCCCUGCAUCAUCCACUAUGACGUGGUGGGCAAGUACGAGACUCUGGACGAGGACGCCCGCUACAUCCUGCAGCUGGCGGGGGUCAGCGAUAGAGUCCAUUUCCCUUCCUCCUCCAAGAGCACUAGAACUACGGAUGACAUGACUGCACAGUUCUUCCACAAAAUCAACCCCUUCUACCAGAAGAAACUCUAUAAUUUGUACAAAAUGGACUUCUUGUUGUUUAACUACUCUUUACCAACCUACUUGAACUUUCGAUGAGAAGCAUUGUCUUUUUUUGAUGUGAUAUUUUACCUAAUGAAUGAUAGGUAUUUGUGGUGGUGGUGGUGUUGAUGGCUGUGUACGCUGAUGUUGAGGAAUUGUGACAUGCCUUCCUCAAAAACUGGAAGUUUUAAAAUAAUUUGCAGGAUGUUAAGACUCUAAAUAAACAUAAUGUUAUUUGUGCAAUACAUCACAAACCUAUUCUUAUAGGAGUGAGUAAACACACACAAAAUAGCCCAUGUAUAGUAUGCAAGAUUGAGGAGCAACUAACCCCAAAACAGACAUUAGCAGAGUAAAGAUGAAGUGUUCGUAUUGUGUGCCAUCCCAACACGUGUAGAACUUCAACAAAGGCAUUUUUUUUUUUUU
Molecule: messenger RNA, 1937 nt
Organism: Polyodon spathula (Mississippi paddlefish)
Lineage: Eukaryota; Metazoa; Chordata; Actinopteri; Acipenseriformes; Polyodontidae
Product: carbohydrate sulfotransferase 11-like
Exons: 4
Coding region: 501-1571 (356 amino acids)
Biological process (GO): carbohydrate biosynthetic process; proteoglycan biosynthetic process
Cellular component (GO): membrane
Molecular function (GO): sulfotransferase activity
Source: RefSeq, a predicted model, not a curated record